AUGAGCUCCUACUUUGUCAACCCGCUGUACGCCAAGUACAAGGCGGCGGCGGCGGCGGCGGGCGAGCCCCUGGGCCCCGCGUACUACGACUGCCCCUUUGCGCCCGAGCUGAGCGGCCGCCACGCCGCCGCCCUGCUUUACGGGACCAGCGCGGCCGCCGCGGGCUUCCAGCCGCACCCCGGGCCCGGCGGCGGCGGCCCAGACUAUUACCUGCAGGCCGGGGGGAGCCCCGCGGCUGCCUUCCAGCCGCCUCCUCCCCCCGCUCCCGCGCCGCCUCCUCCUGCCCCCUGCGGCGGGAUUACCUGUCACGGGGAGCCCGCGAAAUUUUACGGAUACGAUAAUUUACAGAGACAGCAGCUUUUUACGACCCAGCAAGAGGCCGAGCUGGUACAAUAUCCUGACUGUAAAUCGUCCAGUGCUAAUAUUGGCGAGGAACCAGACCACUUAAAUCAGAGCUCGUCUCCAGCUCCAAUGUUCCCCUGGAUGAGACCGCAAGCAGCGCCUGGUAGGAGGAGAGGAAGACAAACAUACAGUCGUUUCCAGACGCUAGAGCUGGAAAAGGAAUUUCUGUUUAACCCUUAUCUGACACGGAAGAGAAGGAUUGAGGUAUCCCACGCGCUAGGACUCACCGAGAGGCAGGUAAAGAUCUGGUUUCAGAACAGGAGGAUGAAAUGGAAAAAAGAAAACAACAAGGACAAAUUCCCAGCUUCCAGGCAGGAGGGAAAGGAAGGGGAGGCCAAAAAGGAAGCACAUGAUCUGGAAGAAGACAGAGCUGAAGGCCAGACGAAUUAAGUUUUGCCUUUAAACAUUAAUAAAAGAUUAUUGAAAAUAAGGAUCCACUUAUGCUGGGAAACACGGCCGGUUUUCUUUGUUGCAAAGGUCCUUAGUGUGUUUCAAGCUGUCCUAUGUCAUUAGGCUUGACGUUUCUGUGCUGUGUGUUUUUUGGUUUUGUUUUUACUGUAUCAGGCACAAUCUCUAGCUCACUUAUUCUUAUUUACAUGGAAAUUUGAUACCGAAUUUGUAGCAAUAUAUUUUAUUGUAAUUUUCCAAUGUUUAAAAGAUAGUGAUUACUGUCAACGACAUAAACUUCCUAAUGAUAAGUACCAAUAAGCGAGACAUAUAAAAUGCUUUAUUAAUCAGAACAAGUGCACUUGUACUAUUUUAAACUUUUUCCUAUAUUAUGUUGAGUAAGUUAAAGAAAU
Molecule: messenger RNA, 1202 nt
Organism: Emys orbicularis (European pond turtle)
Lineage: Eukaryota; Metazoa; Chordata; Testudines; Emydidae
Gene: HOXD8
Product: homeobox D8
Exons: 2
Coding region: 1-792 (263 amino acids)
Biological process (GO): regulation of transcription by RNA polymerase II
Cellular component (GO): nucleus
Molecular function (GO): RNA polymerase II transcription regulatory region sequence-specific DNA binding; DNA-binding transcription factor activity, RNA polymerase II-specific
Source: RefSeq, a predicted model, not a curated record